GAAAAAAUAAUUUAUGGUUUCAGAAAUUAUGAUUUAAAGCUUGAAUAUGCCUAUACAGUACAAAGAAAAGGACGAAACAUCAGUUAUUUCAAUUGGGUCAAACGCAUCUCGAAUUAUUUUGAGAGAACUUCAAGCUAUAAAGAAGGAAUUGGAUGAUGGAGAAAUAACAAAAAAAGGAUAUGAAAAACGAAGAAAAGAGAUAUUAACAAAGUAUAAAGAUGUAAUAGAACCUAAUGAGGGUUUUUUAAGUAUAAACAAAGAGAUCUUUGAAAACCGAAAUAUAAAUGGAAACUAUGACUUUGAGUCAAAAAAUGAGUUCUAUGAUAAAGACAGUGAUAAUACUAAAUCGUAUUGUGAUCAGACAUAUUGUGAUCAUGAAUAUCAGGAUUCGGAUAAUUACAAGAAUGGUAGAUCAUUAUACGAACAGUCUAAUUCAAUUUCAAGCGAGAAACUUCCGGCGCCAUUUGUAGAUCAAGUAGCAAAACAACAAUUGCCUUUUAAACCUAGAGGUAUACCAUUUUCAGCAUAUGAUCGACAUGAUCCAAGAUUUCUUAUGACUAAAUUUGACAAUAUUGCCUCUGUUUUUCGUUAUAGAAGCAGGAUGGCAUCAAGAAAGAAAGCAAUAAUAGUGUCGGAUAAUAAGGGAAAAGAAAUGUAUAAUAUAACUUACAAUAAGCUUUUAGCUCGUACGGAAAAAGUAGCGCAAGCUAUUAAAAGCAAGCCAGACUUUCAACAGGGAAACAGAGUAGCCCUAAUAUAUAGUAAUUUUGAAAUUAUAGAUUUUGUGAUAUCACUUUUUGCCUGUUUUAUUGCAGGGGCGAUUGCGGUUCCUAUUAAUAAUUAUAAAGAUAUCACUGAAUUGCAUGAGAUUUUAAUAUCAACUCAGUCUCGUCUUAUUUUAACAACUCAUAUAAAUCUAAAGAAUCUCAGGAAAAUGCUAAUAGAUAGAAAUUUACAAUUUCCAUUUAUGAUAGAAUGGUGGGAAACCAACAAGUUUGGCGGUUUUUAUAGUAAAAAAAAGCACAGCAGCGCACCUUUACAAACUCAUGAUUUAGCUUAUAUUGAGUAUUCACGUUCCCCUACUGGAGAACUUCGUGGGGUGGUUAUACCUCACGCUACUAUUGUAAAUCAAAUGAUCAGUCUAAGUACUGCUAUUUCCAGUAUUCCAAAAUAUAUAAAAAAACAAAUAUUAAACAGAAAUUCUAACAAAAAACAUGCCGCUGCGGAAGACAAUGAAGUCUUUAUUACAUAUCUGGAUCAAAGACAAGCAAUAGGAUUGAUUUUUACUGUUUUUUUUUCUAUUUAUAGUGGAAGCACAACAGUAUGGUGUUCUCAAAAAGCAGUUUCUGUUCCUGGUCUUUUGGCAAAUCUUAUUACCAAGUACAGAGUCACUAUGAUUCUUGCUAAUUAUCCAGGAUUAAAAACAGUGGCAUACAAUUAUCAAGAUGAUCCAAUGCAAACUCGUAAAUUUAAGAAAAAGUAUACUACUGAUUUUUCCAGUAUUCGUCUUUGUUUAAUAGAUUGUGUUUGUGUUGAUUCAGAAUUUCAUGAAAUAUUAGCAGAUAGAUGGCUAAGACCUCUUGGCAAUUCUAGACCAUGGGAUGUUUUAUCACCUAUACUUUGCCUUCCAGAGCAUGGAGGUAUGGUUAUUUCCAUGAGAGAUUGGCUUGGUGGAGAACAACAAAUGUUAUCAGAAUUUCCAGACAACAAUAAUAUAUAUGCAAAUAAUGAACUGUCUCAAGUUUUAUUGAGCAAAGAAGCUUUAAAGACCAAUAAAGUGGUUAUACUUUCUGAAGAAAAUAAAAUGAAAGGGAAAUAUGACGGUUUAGAUGCGGUUAGAGUUGGAUCAUUUUGGUACCCACUAGCAGAUAUUACACUAGCAAUUGUCGAUCCAGAAACAUCAAUAUUUUGUAACUCGAAUGUUAUUGGAGAAAUCUGGGUUGAUAGCCCUAGUUUGAGCGGAGGAUUUUGGAAUUCACCACAACAAACAAAAUCUUUAUUUCAUGCAGAAGCGUCUGUGGUUGAUAACGAAACGUCUAAUUUAACUACUUAUAAUCAAGAAUUUUUAAGAACUGGUUUGCUAGGUUGUAUGAUUAGGGGCCGUAUUUAUGUACUAGGAUUAUAUGAAGAUAGACUUCGACAACGAAUUGUAUCAACUCAGGAUAAUGAUACAAUAGAAUAUAUGUAUCAUUAUGUUUCUCACAUAGUCCAAACUAUUAUGAGGAACGUCCCUCAUGUAUUUGAUUGCACAUCAUUUGAUAUUUUUAUCAAUGGAGAGUAUUAUCCUAUCGUUGUUCUUGAAUUACCAGCAUCAAUUAUUAGUCCAGAUCCAUCAGAACAAUCGAAUGUAUCAGAUUAUAAUGUUUUGGAUACUAUUAUACAGAAGUGUAAAAAAGUACUUUUAGAUUUACAUAAUAUUAAAGUAUACUGUAUAAUGUUGGCCUUAUCAAAUACAUUGCCCAGAGUGAAUAAAAAUGGACAUAAAGAAAUUAGUAACAUGCUUUGUCGAAAAGGAUUUGAAUUAGGCACAUUACCGUGUGAGCAUGUUAAAUUUUUUAUCAAUGAAGUAACACUUGAUUUGCCUGUUGGGGAAGAUCCGGUUGGAGGAAUUUGGUCAAAGAUAGCUGUACAAAAGCGUCAAGAAUUAUUAUGUUCAAAAAAGAAACAAUAUAGCGCAGGAGAUGAACGAGCAUUAUCAAUGGAUGAUCGAACUUUAAUAAAUUUAUUUACCUAUGGAACUAUAAUAGAUGUUUUACAAUGGAGAGUAGCAAGCCAAAGUGAUGAACCUGCUCUUUCUGUAAUAGAUAGCAGGGGUAAAGAUAAAAGCAUCACAUGGAAGAAAUUGGAUUUAAAAAUUGCAAAUGUAGCAAAUUAUCUUAAAUUUAAAAUUAAACUUCAAUCGGGAGAUCACGCUAUUUUGAUGUAUACACAAUCAGAUGAUUUUUUAUAUGCAAUACAUGCAUGUUUUUGCCUAGGAAUUAUUGCAAUUCCAAUACCUCCACUUAAUACGUUUCGACUUUCAGAAGAUAUCCCAUCUUUUCUGGGUGUAAUUUCAGAUUUUAAAAUCAAAGCUGUUCUUGUUAAUAACCAAACAGAUUCAACAUUUAAAAGCAAAUUGUUUUCUUAUAACAUUAAGCGUUAUGCACCUGCAACAAAAAUAGUUCUACCCAAUAUAAUUAAUACUUCAAAGUCUCCCAAACAAACAUUAGGAUGUGUAGAAUCCGGAUUUAUGUUAGAUCAGGAAUGGAUAGAUUUGAAAAUUCCUGCAUUAAUAUGGUUAUAUUGGUCUCCUGAUAGGCGACGCACAGCUGUAGAAUUGGGCCACGAAACUAUUAUGUCUUGUUGUAGGAUUCAAAAAGAAACAUGUCAAAUGUCUAGUUCCCGACCUCUUCUUGGAUGUAUGCAAGCAACAACAGGAAUAGGGUUCCUUCAUUCAUAUAUUUUAGGAAUAUAUAUGGGAGCAACCACGUAUCUUGUAUCACCAAGAGAUUUUGUUGCUAAUCCUUUAAUUUUAUUUGAUUCUAUUGCAAAGUUCAAAGUAAAAGAUACCUAUAUAGCCCCAGAGGCUUUAAAUGAUGCUAUAGAAGCUAUUCAAACAAAAGACACUUGUUUACAUGAAUUAAGAAAUUUAAUGAUAACUUUCAAUUGUCGACCUCAAUUUGAUUAUUUUCAACGAGUAAAAAAUGAUUUCUCGGAAUCAAUAUUAGAUCCUAAUUCUUUAAGCAAUGUAUAUUAUAGCGUUUUAAAUCCCAUGAUAACGACAAGAUCAUAUAUGUCUACAGAGCCUAUACAUUUAUACUUAAAUGUAAAAAGCCUACGACAAGGAAUCAUUGAACCUAUUGAUAUGGCUGAUGAUCCAUCUGCACUUCUUUUGUAUGAUUCUGGAACGGUUUCUGUAUCUACUCGUAUUGCUAUUGUUAAUCCCGAAACAUGUGAUUUAUGUUGUGAAGGAGAAUAUGGAGAAAUUUGGGUAGCAUCAGAUGCCAAUAUGAAAUCAUUUUAUGGUUCAAAAAAUAAAAUGGAUUUAGAAAGAUUUCAUGGGGUUUUAGCCAAUAAUAAUAAUAAUAAUCAGAAAGACAUUUAUGUCCGUACUGGUGAUUUAGGAUUUUUAUAUAACAUACAAAGACCAAUAGGACCAGAAGGUUUACUUGUUGAAACACAAUCAUUAUUUAUUUUAGGAAAUAUUGGUGAUACUUUCGAAAUUAAUGGACUACUUUAUUUUCCAAUAGAUAUCGAAACAUCUGUAGAAAAAUCACAUAAUAAUAUUUUACCUGGAGGAAGUGCUAUAUUUCAAACAGGUCGUUCUAUUAUUAUUCUUAUCGAAGUUAAACAUAAAUCAAAUUUACCAUCUAUUGUACCUGUUGUUGUAAAUACCGUUUUGAAUAAAUAUCAAAUUAUAAUUGAUACUGUCGUAUUUACUGCAAAAGGCGAUUUUCCUAGAUCAAGAGUCGGUGAAAAACAGCGUGGAAAAAUUUUGGAACUAUGGUUAACAAAAAAAUUAGAAUUAUUAGAUGAAUUUAUUAUUCGACAACAUUAAAUUUUUAUUUCAAUCAUUUUUAUUUGCAAACUAAACAAAGAUAUCA
Messenger RNA from Pneumocystis carinii B80, 4583 nucleotides. RefSeq lists its product as hypothetical. Bases 47 to 4537 code for a protein of 1496 amino acids. The record is from RefSeq and is a predicted model, not a curated record. The transcript has 14 exons. Gene Ontology annotation, cellular component: cytosol. Lineage: Eukaryota; Fungi; Ascomycota; Pneumocystomycetes; Pneumocystales; Pneumocystaceae.